Uranotaenia lowii is the source of this 1911-nucleotide messenger RNA. Its product is annotated as chorion transcription factor Cf2-like. The coding region runs from base 297 to 1484 and encodes 395 amino acids. Gene Ontology annotation, molecular function: zinc ion binding. Gene Ontology annotation, cellular component: nucleus. NCBI's taxonomy places the organism in Eukaryota, Metazoa, Arthropoda, Insecta, Diptera, Culicidae. The transcript has 3 exons. The record is from RefSeq and is a predicted model, not a curated record.
UAACUAUAAAAAGCUCAUCGUGCAUCAUUUGUUCAUCUUUUUUUACCUCCUGCUUCUGACUGUUAAUCGAUGAACAAAAACGAUAAAAAAAUUUCGCUGAUUCUGCGGGGAUGCGCUUCAGCCAUCAUCAGAAAGGGGGCAAUGUUUACAAAGUUUUUCCGAUCAUUUUUCGAAAAAAAGAGUUCUAAAAACAUCUGUACCCAGUUGGAAAGCUGGCCUUUAGUUGGAUAGUUGCCCCGUGAACCGUUUCCGGUUGCCCCUGCGUUCGCUCGACGUCCGGUUCCGUUCACAUCGGUAUGAAUAAUAGUGUCCUGACCGUGUCCGUGCCGAACAACAAUCCAGCCUCGUACUGCCGAUUGUGCUUUUCGCAGGCUAAGGUGGUGCCCAUUUUCCCACUUGGAAGCAAUCACAAUCAGAAGUUGAUCGAUCAGGUAUUCCAGUGGACCGGCGUACAGAUUGACUAUCGGGAGGAUUUCGUGAGUGCCAUUUGCUGGAAAUGUUCGCUUACCUUGGAGGAAUUCCAACGUUUCUGUGAUCGUUGCAAGAAGAACGAUUCAAUCAUCAAAGGUCAUCGCAAUACACAGGUCGGUAGACCGGUCGACAAAACGGAACAUCACAAUCAUCAGCAGCAGCAACAGCAACAACAACAGCAACCUCAACAGCAUCCGCCUAAUCAUUCGCAUCAGCAACCACAGUCUUACCCAGUAUCAAAUCAGCCUCAAAUGGACGAUAGGCGUUUUGGAUAUCCGUUGUAUCCGUUCAUGCAACCUGGUUUGGGUUACGAUUUCCGCCUAGCAAAUGACGCUGUCCGUGAUCGUGGACCACCGGAACCUCAUGCUGUAAGAGAAGCACCGAUAAGACCGCCAGUCCGUACAUUUCACGAAUCGCAUCAGUCCAGUUCGGGACACACGGUAAAGCCUGAACCACGAAUCGACAUCGAUACGGAGUUCAAACAUGUAUUCCCAGUAGAAAGGUUGCCAGAAGAGUUGGUCAACAUGCUCGAUCUUCCGGCUAAUGCGCUGAAGCGAUCUAAUACCAGCACAAGUAAUGGCACCACCAGUAACAAUAGUGCGGCCCCAAGCAGUGCACCGGCAAACCCAAACCCAGACGGCACUCCGCCCAAACCACGAAGCAGCCAGUAUCAGAAGACGGUCGAAUCCGGUGGAGUAAAGUGCCCGAUCUGCAAAAAACCGUACACAACGGAUAAAAAUCUCAAAAAACACCUGCGCUUGCAUACGCUAUCGCUGCCCUUCAGCUGUGCUGAUUGCGGGGCCAAAUUCUCCGAACGUCGAGAUUACCAGAAGCAUCAGGAACGGUACCACGGGCCCAACGCAACUGCUUCUGCCGCUGAAAUUUUUCACUGCGACUACUGUGCCAGGGUGUUCACUCGUCAACGCGAUCUGACCAAGCAUUUGCGCCUGUUCCACGAACCGCCAGAAGCGGAAGAGACCAAACUGGAGAAACCGGCACCUCUCAAUGGUUGAGAAAAACAUAUUUUACUAUCGCAAUAUUUAGAACCCGUUCACAUGUGACGUAACGCGCGAUCGACUCUUUCGUUUUCAUUUCUAUCAUUCAUUUGAUAAAAUAUUCUUAUGCGAAUACCUCAUCUCACCUUAUCUUUGUGUAAGGAAUUGCAAGAAGAGACAAGGAAAAAUUUUCCCACUUAACAAUUGGAAUUUUUUUUAAAUAUUUUUUAAAGCAGUAUUUUACAGUACUUCAUACCGCAGCCCUACUGAUAAGCGUUCGCGAAGUUGAGUUACGUUGCUUGAGAACAGGUUCUCAUUUAUUAUACAUACAAAAAUAAGCUUAAUUGUGUAAUCCCACGCCCAGCAAAAUGGGCGCUCUAGAUCUAGGUGAACUGUAUGUACAACUUCGUACUGUGUAAUAAUAAUAAAAUUCCGCUGUGGAAAC